Molecule: messenger RNA, 3820 nt
Organism: Lutra lutra (Eurasian river otter)
Lineage: Eukaryota; Metazoa; Chordata; Mammalia; Carnivora; Mustelidae
Gene: SEMA4C
Product: semaphorin 4C
Exons: 15
Coding region: 1186-3684 (832 amino acids)
Biological process (GO): negative chemotaxis; muscle cell differentiation; neural crest cell migration
Molecular function (GO): semaphorin receptor binding; chemorepellent activity
Source: RefSeq, a predicted model, not a curated record
GCCCCCCCCCCCGCCCUUCUAGUGCUGGGAUACUGGGCCGACAGGGGGCGUCCGCCGGCCAGGCUCGCCACGCUCCCUGCGCCUCCGCUUUGUUUGCAUUCAAAUCCCGGGAGCUGGGGGAGGGGAGAAUCUGGGGUGAGUGGGUGACCAAGGACGAGAUCUUGGCGGGGACCCUUUGUUUUGGGGUGAGCAGGUCCCCAGCUUCUGUGUCUCUGUGCCCGGCACUGGAGGGCUGAGGCACUGGCAAUUAAUGUAGGUGGCUUGCCCAGGCCGAGGUCCCAGGGCGCAAUCCCUGAGUUGGGAAGCUUCGUCAGACCCGGGGGGUGGGGGAGCGCAGCAGGCGCCGGCCCUGCACCGGGCGUCCCUGGCGGUCGGAGAGGAACCCCUCGCGCUCCCCACCCGCCCCUCUACUCCCCCCCCACCCCCUCCUGAGAGCUUCGCCUGGAUCGAUCCCUGAUUAGACCGGAGCCGGCUCUGUUGUCCCGCCGCCCCAAAGCGUGAGGGCUAGUGUCUCCUAGGAGGCUGUGCAAGGAACAGGAUGAGGCCCUGGUCAUUUCCACGCCCAUCCCACCCACUUCCUGCCUCCCGUCUUGAGCAACAAAGGGGCCUCGGGAAGCUGGGCCCCUUCGGCUCCCGGCCCCACUUCGGCCCUGAUGAUUUGGAAUCAGGGUUUGGGGCUCUGCCUGACUAUUGUCUGGGGGGAGGGGAGAGGCUGGGGCCGGGACCCCCGCAGGGCUGGCUCCAUCAGGUCCCCUCCCGGAGCAGGGGAGGGGUUGGGGGAGGGGGGCUUCUGCAACCGCCCACCCACUGUAUGCCCCUUUACCCAGCCAAGGGGCUUGCGUGCCAAAAAGAUCUUGGGGCUGGCGGGAGCCCGAGUUGGGGCAGGUCCUGCUCCCAGAGGUUAUUUUAAGAAAUCCUCAAAUCUGUCAGGCCUGAAUGUGGGGGAAAGGGUCCCCUUUUAAUUUCUUAAACAACUUCCUGUUGGGAGGGAGUGGGUGAGGGCCUGGAGGCCAGAGAAGGUUUCUUGGAGUGUCCAACCUUCCAGCUGACUCAGCUCCUCCCCUCCCCGCUGGGGUUCCCACCUCCUUUGGAAUCUGUGGGGUCUGAGGCCAGGUGUUGGGGGGAACCAAGUCUCAGCUUCAAGGAUUGGCAGGGCAGCUGGCCUGGAGCUUAGAGGCAUUUGCCAUGGCCCCACACUGGGCUGUCUGGCUGCUGGCAGUGGGGCUGUGUGGCCUGGGCAUUGGGGCUGAGAUGUGGUGGAACCUGGUGCCCCGGAAGACCGUAUCUUCUGGGGAGUUGGCUGCGAUAGUCCGGCGGUUCUCCCAAACGGGCAUCCAGGACUUCCUGACGUUGACCCUGACUGAGCAGACAGGGCUUCUGUACGUGGGGGCCCGGGAGGCCCUGUUUGCCUUCAGCGUGGAGGCUCUGGAGCUGCAAGGAGCGAUCUCAUGGGAAGCACCUGCUGAGAAGAAGGCCGAGUGCAUCCAGAAAGGGAAGAGUAACCAGACGGAAUGUUUCAACUUCAUCCGCUUCCUGCAGCCCUACAACACAUCCCACCUGUACGUCUGCGGGACCUAUGCCUUCCAACCCAAGUGCACCUACAUCGACAUGCUCACCUUCACUUUGGAGCGUGGAGAAUUUGAGGAUGGGAAGGGGAAGUGUCCCUAUGACCCAGCUAAGGGCCACACCGGCCUCCUUGUGGACGGCGAGCUGUACUCGGCCACGCUCAACAACUUCCUGGGUACAGAGCCAGUUAUCCUGCGCAACAUGGGGCCUCACCAUUCCAUGAAGACAGAGUACCUGGCCUUCUGGCUCAACGAACCUCAUUUUGUAGGCUCUGCCUACAUCCCAGAGAGCGUGGGCAGCUUCACAGGGGACGAUGACAAGGUCUACUUCUUCUUCAGCGAGCGGGCAGUGGAGUAUGACUGCUAUGCAGAGCAGGUGGUGGCUCGGGUGGCCCGUGUCUGCAAGGGGGACAUGGGGGGCGCGCGGACCUUGCAGAGGAAGUGGACCACGUUCCUGAAGGCAAGGCUGGUGUGCUCGGCCCCGGACUGGCAGCUCUACUUCAAUCAGCUGCAGGCCCUGCAUACCCUGCGAGAUGCCUCUUGGCACAACACCACUUUCUUUGGGGUUUUUCGGGCGCGAUGGGGCGAUGUGGACUUGUCAGCGGUCUGCGAGUACCAGCUGGAAGAGAUCCAGAGGGUAUUUGAGGGUCCCUACAAGGAGUACCGUGAGCAAGCCCAGAAGUGGGGCCGUUAUACCGACCCCGUCCCCAGCCCACGGCCUGGCUCAUGCAUCAACAACUGGCACCGACGCCACGGCUACACCAGUUCUCUGGAGCUGCCGGACAACACCCUCAACUUCAUCAAGAAGCACCCACUGAUGGAGGAGCAGGUAGGGCCCCGGUGGGGCCGGCCCCUGCUCGUGAAGAAGGACACCAACUUUACCCAUCUGGUGGCUGACCGGGUCACAGGGCUUGACGCAGCCACCUAUACGGUGCUGUUCAUUGGCACAGGAGAUGGCUGGCUGCUCAAGGCCGUGAGCCUGGGCCCCUGGGUCCACCUGAUUGAGGAGCUGCAGGUGUUUGACCAGGAGCCUGUGGAAAGCUUGGUCCUGUCCCAGAGCAAGAAACUGCUCUUUGCGGGCUCCCGCUCUCAGCUGGUCCAGCUGCCCCUGGCUGACUGCGCGAAGUACCGCUCCUGUGCCGACUGCGUCCUCGCUCGGGACCCCUACUGUGCCUGGAGCGUCAACACCAGCCGCUGUGUGGCCGUGGGUGGCCCCUCGGGGUCCUUGCUGAUCCAGCAUGUGACGGUCUUGGACACCUCAAGCAUUUGUAACCGUGGCAAUAAAAAAGUCAGGCUCAUACCCAAAAACAUCACCGUGGUGGCGGGCACAGACCUGGUGCUGCCCUGCCGCCUCUCUUCCAACUUGGCCCACGCCCGCUGGACCUUCGGGGGCCGGGACCUCCCCGCGGAACAGCCCGGCUCCUUCCUCUAUGACGCCCGCCUGCAGGCCCUGGUCGUGAUGGCUGCCCAGCCCCGCCACGCCGGUGCCUACCACUGCUUUUCAGAGGAGCAGGGGGCGCGGCUGGCUGCCGAAGGCUACCUGGUGGCCGUGGUGGCCGGCCCAUCGGUGACUCUGGAGGCUCGGGCGCCCUUGGAAAACCUGGGGCUGGUGUGGCUGGCUGUGGUGGCCCUGGGGGCCGUGUGUCUGGUCCUGCUGCUGCUUGUUCUGUCACUGCGCCGGCGGCUGCGGGAGGAGCUGGAGAAGGGUGCCAAGGCGGCAGAGAGGACCCUGGUGUACCCCCUGGAGCUGCCCAAGGAGCCCACCAGUCCCCCCUUCAGGCCUGGCCCGGAGACUGACGAGAAGCUCUGGGAUCCCGUUGGCUACUACUACUCGGAUGGCUCGCUCAAGAUUGUGCCUGGACAUGCGCGGUGCCAGCCUGGGGGCGGGCCCCCCUCUCCACCUCCUGGCAUCCCUGGCCAGCCCCUGCCUUCUCCGACCCGGCUUCACCUGGGGGGUGGGCGGAACUCAAAUGCCAAUGGCUACGUGCGCUUACAGCUGGGAGGGGAGGACCGCGGUGGGCUGGGGCACCCACUGCCCGAGCUGGCUGACGAACUGAGGCGCAAGCUACAGCAGCGUCAGCCACUGCCGGACUCCAAUCCCGAGGAGUCCUCCGUAUGAGGGGCCCCACCGCCUCACAGGGGCAGCGUGGGACGCGCGGCUCCUCCGUUUUUGCACAGGCACCAGCUACCUCAGGGACAUGGCGCGGGCACCGGCUCGGACUGGGGCAGACCCUGCCCCGCAUCCACCCGGCCAU